AUGUUGACAUCUAAUGCUAAUAGGAGAGAGGACGAAGAAUCCACAAAAGAGGUGGUCUGGAAUUGCACCGACUAUAACGCUGACAAGUUGCCUGAAGGGAAGUUAAGGAAGUUAAGCACUAAAGGAGUUGAUUCAACUGCCCCAGAUUUUUCGGAGGUUCAAACACUUGAAGAUGGUGUUGUUGUUCCCCUAGGAAAGCCAAAAGAGCAACGGGGCCCCAAGGGUUCUUUACUGUACAACGAGUACAUAGUUUACAACGUGGAUCAGAUUAGAAUGCGCUACAUCAUUCAACACAAUAUUGAUCAGAUUCAGCUCGAAUCGUUUAACAACUCUGGUCCUUUGCAAGUUCCUACAGCUGUGCCAUGA
This is a messenger RNA of Ilex paraguariensis (yerba mate), 366 nucleotides long. NCBI's taxonomy places the organism in Eukaryota, Viridiplantae, Streptophyta, Magnoliopsida, Aquifoliales, Aquifoliaceae. The record is from the annotation of a GenBank genome assembly.